UUCAUUUUGAAUUUCGCUUAUAUAUAAUCUCCAUAUAUACAAGCUAUAUUAACAUUGCUGUCAUAAGCUUACACGGAAGUUAUUUAAAGAUGAAUGUAUUUGUAAAAAGUUAACUUAACAGACGACUCAUGUGACCGAAACUACCUGAUUCUAUUUUUGUUUUAAAGUGUGUACAUACCUAUGAAUUAUAUCAGAUUUUUGUGAGGAUUAAGUGAAAUUUAUUUCAAAUUCAACGGCAAAAUGUUGGUUGAUUAUAUUCGAGUUUCAAGAAAUUAUUCCAACUCAACAUCACCAGACGAGGUAGUUCCGAAUUACAUUAUUUUUUUAGACACAUCAAGUUGUGGUUUAUCAUUAAUCAGUUCAGCUAUCAUCAUCAUGAUGUUUUGGCCAAAAUCGCCGUGCCGUAUUCCGGCGGAUGGGAUCACGAAACACAUGCGAUGUCUUUUAGUGUGGCUGAGUAUUGCGAACAGUAUUCACUGUACAGCGGACUUUGUGGGGGCGUUAUGGUAUUAUAGGGUGGUGCAAGAAAAGGCUAACCCACAACACCAUUUGCAUGGGCUGUGCUUAGCCCAGGGUGUAUUAUCAUCAUUUGCACCAUUCGCAGAGUUUUUGUGGACAACAGUCAUCAGCCUGCAAAUAACUUUUCUGAUUCUAGGUUGUGGACAGUCCGACACGGAGAACGAAAGAAGCAACCGCCGUCGGUGGGUGAACUUUUGUUGCGACAACAAAUUCCCGCUUAUUUGUUGGGGUUUGCCAGCGGUAGUGUGCGUGGUCGGCUUAGGGUUCCGUGUGUUUGGGGAGACAGGUCACCUGUACAGCGGCCCCUGGUGCUGGAUCAAAAAGGGUCUCCCCCAGGGGUGGAAGAUCUUCUGGAUGUUCAUGACCAUGAAAGCAUGGGAGCUCCUAGCCUAUUUCUCUUCCGCCAUGUGCCUCACACUCAAGCUCGCGCAGGUUUUGGACCGUUGGCUCAGACGAGUUCGAGGGCUCACUUUAUCAGGGCACAGUGGCAGCAGUGUUGCCGGAGUCGCGCCAGAGGCGCCCCAGGAAGCCGACACACUCCAGGAUGCGGACAGAACCUUCUUUUGUGUCGUUUGGAUAAUCUUCUACGUGUUCCGGGUGCCCGGGACCAUUAACUUCAUUCUUGAGAUCGCCUAUCCUGGUUCGCACAAAGAGCAACUUAAUUACAUCGAAAAUGUGCUGAUGGGCAUGGAGGCGUUUGGUGACGAUGCGCAAGCGUUUGGUAACCUGGAAUUCUUGGUAAUCUUCAACAAGGAGGUGCGGGCGUGGCUUUCCUGUAAACGGAACUGUGUCAGACCUAAUAAUGCGCGCGAUGAAAGGUCGAGUCUUAUUCAAUCUACUGAUAACCAUGCUGAGCCUGUGUAGGGAUCCCUAUGAUAAAUUGUUUGCAUUGAUGUGAUCUCUCAUUGACGGCGUACAGUAAAAUUGGUCUCCACGGUCUUGGUGCAAGAUGGUUGCAAAACAACAUCAAAAGAAGGCGUUAACACAGUGAUAAGCCUUGUCUAUGUGUGUGGUGUUCCGAGUUUAAACACUGCACUGAGAGAAAAAUCAAGGAUUUCAAAUAAUAACCUUUCUAGGGUGAGGAAUCGCGUAUGUGAUUUCUACACGCACACAGCGUCGCAUCGUUCUACAAAAUUCCGUCAUGUUGGAAUUUUGGACAAGGAUUGCGUCGUUAAAAUAUAAGCAAAUCUUAAAAUAUUUCACACAUGUAGAAGCAAAACAUAGUACAUAUAUAGCCUUGUAUAGGCUAAGCAAUGUUUUCAUAUUUUUUCUAAAAAAGUUACUUAGAAAUUAACGUCACUAAAUUGUUUGUUUACAUCGGUUUUGACCCGUGGUGACCCAUGUGAAAACCCCGUUGAAGUCACAUGAUUCCUCACCCUGGUUGUGUACGCUUGUGUUGUAUUGCUUCCCCGAUGCUUGAUGCAAGAAAAUAGGCAUUUGUGCAUUGAUAUAUAUUUAGUGUUUACUCUCAUGUCUCUACAAAUGGGAUAGCCGGACGGUCUCUGAUUUAUUCAUUUAGCUUCUGACAUACAGUACUGUUAAGACCAAACUUUACACCCUUGUGCACUAGGAGUGAACUACUAGUGAACAAUUUGUGCACUAUUGAUAAACUAAUGUAGUCUGUAGUUUAUUAGAUAAGCCAGUAUUGAUUUUUCUGGUCCACUGAGAUUGGCCUUACUAUAUUGAUUUAAUAUCACUGAUAAGAUCUUUUCCUCUACCAGUUCAUUUCAGAACUUGUGAUAAAAUCUUUUAGUAUUUACUGAUGACUUUAUGAUGUAAAGCCAUUGUACUAGGCUAAUACGACAAGGGGUUUCUAUUUUUUUAUUGUUGAUCAAAAAAGAAUAUUACAUUUCUUAUAAAUAGCAGAAAACGCAAAAAACGGUCUCUGAUUUAUUCAUUUAGCUUCUGACAUACAAUAGGCGACAAACUUUCAAUUUAGUCAUGACUAACUUCAUUAACAUUUAAAAAUGUUAUUUUAAGCAAUCAUCAUUGCUUUUUUGUUCAUCAACAGACAGCAUUGAAUUAGGCGGCAUUGUAAGGUUUUAGUUGGAUCUGAAAAAAACAUUCUUCAGCCGAUGUUCUAUAUGGUUUAAUAAGAAAGCUGGUACUCGUAACGUGUGAGGGAGGAUGUUUGUCUGUGAUAAAACAUUUAGAAUCGGCCUUACACCAAUCGACGAUGACGAGCAUUCGGAACUCCUCGGCCAUUUUAAUCGAAAACAACCUCGAAUGUAUUUAGACGGUUUACUUACUCAAAAAGCGGUACGUUUAAGUCCGCUGCAAGUAGAUCGCGUAGUAAUUUUAUUUAGCAGUUUAACUGAAAGACUUAACUCUUGGAAAUCUUAAUUAUGUUUGCAAUAAUUCUCUUCACUGGCAAUCAAUUUAAACUUAGAGCAAUACAUACAACUUAAAAAACACUACAUUUAAUUAAUGAUAUCAUUCAAAAUUUUACGAACUACUUCAACUGAUGUACCGGCAUACAUCCGAGGUUGUUUUCAAUAAAAUUGGCCGAGGAGCUCCGAAUGGAUGACGAGAAAACGGGUCGGUCAUCCAUCGUAGUAGUUGGAAACGAGGAACCUAGCCAACUAAAAACAUUGUUUCUGAAACCAAUGCUUAAGAUGGCGUCUUAAACUGUUCGGGAAAUGAUGCGAAGAGGUGACACCUGCUUUAUAUAUUCUAGCGCCAAAUCAACUUGACAAAUGAUGCUGGUAUCAUAUUGAUGCUGGUAUCAUAUUGAAGACAUUAUAAUCCUUGUCGCAAAUGUAAAGCUAGUGUUUAACUUCGUCAAUUGUAUAUUAAUGUUCUCAUGGGUACAAGAAAUCUCUUCAUAUAGCGUUUGUAAAACUACAUCAUUUUUUACCAUCAAUGUCAUUUGUUUGAGCUUCAUUUGUAUCUGCUUACAAAUAUUUUCAACGGAAUUUUUUUUUUUUUCCGUUUACAUAUAGCAUGGUUGUCCGGUUAGCGCAGUGGUUAGCGCACUCGCUUCUCACCUAGGCGACCCGGGUUCGAUUCCCGGCUUGGGCGCAUGUGAGUUUGGUUUGUGGUCACCAAGCCGGACAAGUGGGUUUUCUCCGGCUUCUCCGGUUUCCCCCACAACACAAGACCACACUCUCGCGUAAAAUCGUGCCAACGAGAGUGAUUAAUAUAAUGUUGUAAUAUUUUGUUUCACAAUCGUUGUAAAAUAAAUAUGUUUAAACUAAAUUUGAUUUUCUUACAACAACUGUUCUCAAACUCAAGACUUUUGCGAGUACCGAUGUCACAAAACUACUCCAGUCAAAUCUUAAUCUUUAAUCACAUUAAAGGGUAAUAUGAAUCUUGUAUGUUUUUAAUGAUUUUUAAGUCCAUAUUUUGUCUUAGAGUUCUUUAAUAUUAGUUUUGGUCAAUAUUUCAAAAAAAAAAAAAUAAUUCUAGAGCAAAAAAAGUACUUCAGUAAUUGUUAAAAAAUGAGCAAUAAUCAAUUACAUUUUUUGCUGUAAAUUAACGUAAUCUUCGAAAUCUUGAGCAAUGUUUUAACUAAUCAUUCUCUAUGAGAGAAUGUGCAUGUCUUAACAUAACAUGAUUUUAAAUAACUCUUGAUGGUAUGUGGUCAAAUGAGUUGGGAUUGAUACUUAAAUUUGACAUGAGUAUUUUUGUGAUAUUGAGGCCUGAUCGUGUCAUAAGUGGAUAAGAAUUACUGCGUUGCUCUCGAAAGGUGUUCUUAUGACUAGGUUUAUACUGACUCGGUUGGUUUGAAGUCCUGCAUUGUUGAUCCAGAUAGCUAUGAUCUGCUAAUUUUAUGAUAAUAAAACAGAAAUGUUA
Mya arenaria is the source of this 4314-nucleotide messenger RNA. Its product is annotated as G-protein coupled receptor 157-like. Gene Ontology annotation, molecular function: G protein-coupled receptor activity. Lineage: Eukaryota; Metazoa; Mollusca; Bivalvia; Myida; Myidae. The coding region runs from base 241 to 1383 and encodes 380 amino acids. The record is from RefSeq and is a predicted model, not a curated record. Gene Ontology annotation, biological process: adenylate cyclase-activating G protein-coupled receptor signaling pathway. The transcript is spliced from 5 exons. Gene Ontology annotation, cellular component: plasma membrane.